This is a messenger RNA of Aspergillus uvarum CBS 121591, 1272 nucleotides long. RefSeq lists its product as uncharacterized. The transcript has 3 exons. NCBI's taxonomy places the organism in Eukaryota, Fungi, Ascomycota, Eurotiomycetes, Eurotiales, Aspergillaceae. The coding region runs from base 146 to 1096 and encodes 316 amino acids. The record is from RefSeq and is a predicted model, not a curated record.
CUUCCAGUCUCCACCCGUUACCUGACCUUCCCAACCUCUUCCGGUUCCGUCAGUGAGCUCUGUACCCCUGCGAAGGAGAAACAGAGCCAGACUUCCUUCAAUAUAGAAGGAGAACUGAUUCGCCCAAAAAAUUUGUUCCGAAACCAUGCCCGCGAAACUCGUUCGCCAGGGAGGAGUGUUCCUCCAGCACCUCAACAUCAGCGAUGCUUUCUCACGUCCCGUCCGUCAAAUGAUCUCUCACGCCCACGUUCAACGUCUUUCGAUGUUAUCCCGUGGUCGGUUUGUCGGUGCAAUCGCGGCACGCGCCCCUCUUCUGUCCCGAGGCUUGACGAACACAUACGCGACUGCGGCUCAGGCCAAGGCUUCAGAGCCCAAGGCGGCCAACUCGAUCCCCAAGGUCCGAAAGGUGCAGGCGACCGAGUCCAAGGGGAGCGCCAAGGUGAAGAAGACGAAUGAGGCGACAGGAAAGACGAAGAAGGCCACGAAGAAGGCCACGAAGGAGCCGAAGCCGCGACAGAAGAAAGCUCUGACUCCCGAACAGGAAGAGAAGCUGAGUUUGCGCGAGAAGAAGAAGCAGAUCAAAGAAUGCAAGGCCCUAUGUCUCACCCCGCCUCGGUUGCAUCCCACGACGGCGUAUGCUGUGGCUCGCAAUGAGGCCGGGAAAUUACUUGCCAAGGAGGGAUUACAUAUGCAGGGCGUAUAUAUGAUCAAUGAACUCCAAGAGCGCAUUCGGAAUCUGCGAUCUGAGCAGGCCGAGGAAUACGAACGCAUUGCGGAGGAGAACAAGAAAUUGAACGAGCAAUUAAUGGCUGAUUGGAUCAAGACCUACACUCCUGCUCAAAUCCGCGAUGCCAACAUUGCCCGGCGCAGGCUUGUCAAACUUACCGGCAAACGGCAAUCCAGACUUUCCCUGAUCGAGGACCCUCGCCUGGUUGCCCGCCCCCUACAUCCUUAUGCCCUCUUCACCAAGACUCAAAUCCUGGAAGAUCCUCACCUCGGCAAUCUUCCCUUGGCUGAGCGGAGUCAACGUAUCAGUGCCUUGUGGAAGGCCUUGUCGCCGGAGGAGAAAAAGGUAAUGUUCAAGAUCAAAUCGUAGCAGUGGCCGCGUUGGAGAGCACUAACACCAGAUGGCAGGCUUACAACCAGGCUUACCGAGAGGACAAAGAGCGUUACCUUCGCGAGUAUAGGGAGGUCUAUGGCGACGAGCCUUUGAACCUUCCCAAGGCGCGACGCGAGUAAGGAUAGGGACCAGGAGACCGUGAUACGACCAUC